This is a messenger RNA of Bufo bufo (common toad), 4837 nucleotides long. RefSeq names its product formin like 1 (gene FMNL1). Gene Ontology annotation, biological process: regulation of cell shape; cortical actin cytoskeleton organization; actin nucleation. Gene Ontology annotation, molecular function: microtubule binding; actin filament binding; small GTPase binding. The transcript has 26 exons. Lineage: Eukaryota; Metazoa; Chordata; Amphibia; Anura; Bufonidae. Gene Ontology annotation, cellular component: cytosol; actin filament. Bases 421 to 3936 code for a protein of 1171 amino acids. The record is from RefSeq and is a predicted model, not a curated record.
CUGAACGUCUUUCCGUUAACAUCCAAUAAAGGGACCAGCAGCAAAUACAAAGUCUAGCAACUGGACAAGAAGUGAAUCUUGAAACUAUAGUGUGAGACGUUGGAGUGAAAGGAGAAGAGACAUGAAGAUUUAAUUGCUGCUUCUGCUGCUCAGGAGAUUACUUAUUUUGGAUCUACUAAUCUAUUGCCGCACCUUCCUUUUUCUGUGUGUACCCCUUGGUCGUUGUGGCAAGCGUGUGCUGUAUAGAACAUGACCAUGUAAUCGGAAGUUGGGUGUGUCACAAUCAAACCUUACAGAUAUUUUGCAGGAAGUCUUCUACGCUUUUUUUUUUUUUUUUUUAUAUAUCCCUGCUCUUCUCCGUGUCCACCUUAAGUAUCAAGCCUGGAUCCAGGAGCGUGGAAACGCGGAGCAGCUUCGAUUAUGGGGAAUGCAGCGGGUUCCCUGGAUAUGUUCCAGGCCCGGGAUUCAAAGAUACAAUCAACAAAUGGGACUCCACCGCAAAAACAAAAAGAAGGAACCUCUUCCAAAGGUCCAAGACCAAAUUCGGUAGAACUAGAAGAAAGAUUCAAUGGGGUGCUGAAUGCCAUGAACCUUCCACCGGAUAAGAUAAGUGUUCUUCGGCAGUAUGACCAAGACAAGAAAUGGGAGCUUGUGUGUGAUCAGGGAAAAUUUCAGGUGAAGAACCCACCCGGCACUUAUAUACAUAAACUGAAGGGUUACGUGGAUACAGGAGGGAUCAGUCGGAAGUUAAAGAAAAAGGACCAAGAAUCCACCCAGGUUCUAAGAGAACUGGAGAUCUCCCUGAGGACUAAUCACAUUGGGUGGGUGGAAGAAUUUCUCAGCAAAGAGGCUGGUGGUCUGGAUGUUCUGGUUGAAUACCUGUCCUUCGCUCAGGAAUCCUGUUCGUUUGAUAGGGACAGCUCCGAUAAUGGCACACCAGAGAAACCCAAAGCUUUACAGAGAUCCUUAGAAGAUAUUAACAAAAGCAGCACAUCGUCUUCUCCUUCAAGAGCUCGACACCUGACUACCAAAUAUAACUUUUACAACCGCGCCACAAUGAGAAACUCUAAACACGUGAAUAUGAAGGAUGAUGUACAUGUCUGUAUCAUGUGUUUACGGGCAAUCAUGAACUACCAGUUAGGAUUUAGCAUGGUUAUGUCUCACCCCUCCUGUGUCAGACAGAUUACCCUCAGCCUCACCAACAAGAAUGCUCGUACCAAGGCUCUGGUUCUGGAGCUGCUGGCUGCAGUAUGUCUAGUCCGUGGAGGACAUGAGUUAAUUCUCUCAGCAUUCAACUACUUCAAGGAGGUAUGUGAUGAAAGCUCCAGGUUUGAAAAGCUGAUGGACUAUUUCAAGACCGAAGACAGCAACAUUGAUUUCAUGGUAGCGUGCAUGCAGUUCAUUAAUAUCGUGGUGCAUUCUGUGAAAAACAUGAAUUUUCGGGUGUAUUUGCAGUAUCAAUUCUCCCUGUUAGGACUGGAUGCAUAUCUUGAGGUUCUGAAGCAUACAGAGAGUGAAAGGCUCCAGGUCCAAAUCCAGGCUUAUCUUGACAAUAUCUUCGAUGUGAACAACCUCCUGGAAGAUACAGAGAGCAAAAAUGAAAUGCUAGAGCACGUAGAGGACCUACAAGGACACUUAGCACAUCUAGCAGAAAAGUUACAGCAAACAGAGAAUGAGUACAUGAGAAGAGUGGCGGAGCUUGAGAAACAAUUGGACCAAACUCGAAAGGAGCUGAAUACAGCAAAGGAGAAACAUCUAUCACAAUACCUUCCCGAUACCCAUCAGAAUCUCACAAGUGUGAAAUUGAGUGACAAAGCAGUACUCUGGGUAGAACCUGCAGGGGAAACUUGCACAGAAGAACCAGAUUCUAUCUGUAUGAGCACAAAGUCCACUACUACUACCACCACCACCACCACCACUGUCCGCCCAGCUUCACCAUCAGCCAUCAGAUUGACCAUAGUAUCGGAAUCAGAUAUCUCUUCUCACAAGCCAAAAGGAUCACCUGACAACCAAGCAUCUGCAAUACCUCUACUGUCAAUACUGGAGUCAGACAUCACAACUGCUCUGUCUGCUCCUCUACUUCAAGAGUCCAAUGAGAGAGCUGCUUCUACCACAAUACCUGCUGCUCCUCCUCUUCCUGAGACCAAGAAUGAAUAUGCUAUAUGCCAUCAACCUGAAUCAAUGCAAUCCCAGGUUGUGCCUACUGUUAAAUCUGAUACUCCUUCUCCACCACCUCCUCCUCCACUACCACCUGGUGGUCUUCAGAGCCCUCUUGUUCCACCACCACCAUGUGGACCUUCUGCCAUGCCUCCUGGUCCACAUCCACCACCGCCGCCUACUGGUGGCCUUAUUGUACCACCACCACCACCACCUCCUGGAGGCCCUCCUGCUCCACCACCUCCUCCUGGAGGCCCUCCUGCUCCACCACCUCCUCCCGGAGGCCCUCCUGCUCCACCACCUCCUCCCGGAGGCCCUCCUGCUCCACCACCUGGCACUCCUGCUACACCUAUGUCUAAUGGAGUUAGCAUAAAGAAAACAAUCCAGCCAAAAUACAGAAUGCCUAUCCUCAACUGGGUGGCUCUGAAACCCACACAAAUCACUGGAACAGUAUUCACACAGCUAAACGAUGAGAAGGUGCUUCAGGAACUUGAUAUGAGUGAAUUUGAGAACCAAUUUAAGACAAAAGCCCAGGGUCCAAGCCAAAGCAAGUUCUCUAUGAAAGUGGGUCCUUCACAGAACCAGCCAAGUAAAGUCUCACUAAUUGACCCAAAUCGAGCCAAGAACCUUGCAAUUACUCUCAAGAAAGGAGGUCUGACUCCUGAAGCCAUCACUGCUGCCAUCCAGUCGUAUGAUAUGGAAGCCCUGAAUGUAGACUUUCUGGAGCUCCUUUCCAGGUUUCUACCAACAGACUGGGAGAGACAACAAAUUUCUCGGUAUCUAAAGGACGAGAAACCUCUUGACCAGUUGGGGGCAGAAGACAGAUUCAUGGUCCAUCUUUGCUCCAUACCUAGGCUCUCUGAGAAAGUUAACACCAUAAUCUUUAUCUCCAGCUUUCCUGAAACCACUGCUCGCCUUACACCGCAACUUAAUGCCCUGAUUGCUGCAUCAAUUUCAGUCAAAUCAUCAGAAAAGCUAAAAGGCAUCCUGGAGCUGAUUCUGGCAUUUGGCAAUUUCAUGAACAGCAGUAAGAGAGGAGCAGCCUAUGGAUUCCGGCUCCAGUCUCUGGAUACGCUUCUGGAUACCAAAUCAACGGACCGAAAGCAGACACUGUUACAUUAUCUGGUGCGGAUAAUCAAUGAAAAAUACCCGCAGUUGUCCAGUUUUCAGUCAGAAUUGCAUUUUUUGGAAAAGGCUGCCACAGUCUCUCUGGAUGCAGUGCUGUCUGAUGUCCGCUCACUACAGACUGGAAUGGAACAGGCCCAGAAGGAGUUUACAAAGCAGGACAACUGUGUGACCCUCAAGGAGUUUAUAAAAGCCAACAUGGAUGUCAUGACAAGGCUUGUAGCGGAUUCAAAGACAGCACAGGAAGCAUAUGAAGCUGUUGUAGGGUAUUUUGGCGAGAACAGCAAGACCACUGCUCCAUCCACCUUCUUCCCUAUAUUCCUUCGCUUCGGAAGAGCUUAUAAGCAUGCUGAACAGGAUCUGGAGACGUGGCAGAAACAGGAAGCAGCAGCCACUGAAGAGAAGACGCCAUCUCAGGAGAAACCAGAGUUGUCUCCAGCUAUGAAAUCCUCAAAACCACCUAUCAAUCUGAUGGCAGAGCUGAACAAGAAAUUGCAGACGAAGGAGCCACGAGUGUAUGAGGAAAACUGGGCUAUAGAAGAUAUCAUAACAGAUCUGAGGAACCAGCCAUACAGAAGAACAGACAUUGCCCGAAGAAGCGGGAAGAAGCAAAACAGUGGGACAACAGUGACCACCACAGACAUACCAGUCUAAGACCUAGAGGAGUGGAGAUGUGUUUCACUUUCCAGUACCCACCACUUGGCCCUAUGUGCCUGGUGCAUUUUUCUCGGAUUCACGGAAUCCUUGAAACAGCCAAAAUCAUAUUUCAGAAACGCUGAUCUAGAUGAUGACAUAAAAAUACGCUAAAUCUAAACAAAGUGGAGCACAGUUGUCAGACACCUGUGCAGCAGAUGUAUAGAGGUGCAGCUGAUCUGAUGGGGAGGGAACAGUAGGAUCUAGCACAAAAAAUUAAAAUUAUAUAUAAUAAUAUAGCACACAUUGAGCUGCAUGUAUCUCACCAAAAUUAUAAAGGCCUGCCUGACAUUUUUAGUGCAACAUUUCCAACUAACAGAGCAAUCUCUUAUGAGGGGCACAGAUGCAAAGGUUCCCACAGCCUUCAAGUCUCCUCAGGCGCCCAGCACGAGGGCAGGAACAGUGGUGACCAAUUCUUGGCGAGAUAGUAUAGCCCAUAUUUAUGGACUGCCAUUCCAUCCACUAGGAAGAGGUAGGGACAGGGAUCCAAUAGGAUGGUAAAAGUUUUCAGUAUCCCCCGUAUUAAGAACAUUUUAGGAGAUUCAUCAAAUAAGUGAUGAUGAUGCGAAUCCCAUGACAACCCUCCACUGAUACAUCUGACAUCAGCAUUUUAUAUAAUGUACCCUAAUGUAAAUAGGAUAAGCAGCUUUAUAGGUCACAUAAUAUACGUUAUUUUAUGUAUCCCAUUCUGUAUAUAGUACAUUGGCACAUCUUGCAUAACCUGCGCCCUCUCCUAUGUAGGGUCAAAGCUACACAGCAUCAUUGACUAUAGGCUGCUGAGAUUAACAAGUUGCUCAUUCCUUGCAGUCCCCAUUACUAAAAGCUAGAGUCCCUUGCAGUGACAGGUUUAAAAAAAACUAAA